Molecule: messenger RNA, 4382 nt
Organism: Glossina fuscipes
Lineage: Eukaryota; Metazoa; Arthropoda; Insecta; Diptera; Glossinidae
Product: alpha-1,6-mannosyl-glycoprotein 2-beta-N-acetylglucosaminyltransferase-like
Exons: 14
Coding region: 1745-3673 (642 amino acids)
Biological process (GO): protein N-linked glycosylation; oligosaccharide biosynthetic process
Cellular component (GO): Golgi stack; Golgi membrane
Molecular function (GO): alpha-1,6-mannosylglycoprotein 2-beta-N-acetylglucosaminyltransferase activity
Source: RefSeq, a predicted model, not a curated record
UGAAAUUAGGAAUGCUAUAAAGCAAAGCAAUUUUUUUCCUGUAAAAUCAGAGGAAAAAAAAGAAAAGAUUAAUCAAUAGCACUCAAUGUAAAGCUGCUUGCACAAAGAAGAAUUUUUUUUUUUUUGCUUUUUAUUAAUAAUAAAUUUAAUAUUUAUAUUAUUUUUUUAUUCUUCUUCAUUAUCUAAUCGUUCCGAUGUUAUCAGAGUAAGAAAAAAAAAAAAAAACAAAAAACGAAAAAAGAAGAAAAUAGUUGUGUUUUUAUUAUAAAAUAAAUUGGAGUAAACGAAUACAAUUACUUUGUGUAUGCAGUAACUAAAGCAGAAAAAUGCUGAAGAGAUGUCAUGACAUACACUAUAACAAGCAAUGCAAAGCCGAAUCGUACCGAAAAAAAAGAAAAAAUAUGGUGCAAAAAUAGCGUAACAAUGUUUGUGCAAUGAAGAUGAUGAGAAUGAUGACGGUGACGAUUACGACAAUGACGAUGGUGAUAAUGAUGAUCUCUUAUCAUCUACAAGCGCAUAAACAUUUCACUUCUAGUUAAAUACAUUAAAUGCUAUCUUAUGUACCGAACGAACGAGCAAUUGAUGAAUAUAUUUUUAUGUGAAUUCAAAUAAAUAGGCUUCGAUUGCAAAAAGAGAAAACGAAAGAAACGUCAAAGAUAAUUAACCCCGUUUUGUCUUCAGCAAAAAGACUUCCUACUGUUCCUUCUCCUGUUCAUUUUUGUGUGAGCGAAGCAAUCGAAAAAAGCAAAAAAAAAAAAAAGAAAAACAAGAAAUCGAUUUUCCUCUUUGUAUUUUAUUUGUUGUUCUUGUUGUUAUUUUCGUAUUUAUAUCAUAUAAAUAUAAAAGUUCGCUACUCUUUUGCUUAAGUGUACAAAAGUUAUUUUUAAAACACCACCCAAAACACCAACAACCAAAAAAAAAACAAAAACAAAAGCCGUCAAUAUAUUUAACAAUAACGACAAUGAUGUUUUUACAAAUUAUCACUUGUGUUAAAAUUGAGAGUAAAACGAAAACAGCCAACAAAUACAACGCAUAUGCCGCGCAUUGUGACUUCGAUGAAUGCCAUCAUAAAUGCAAGAUACACAUAUAAUUAGUAAAAAAGGGAAAAAAGUAAACAAAUACGAACACUUUCGGACGGACAUGGUCAGUCUACUUAAAAUGCGACAACGACGACCAGAAGUAUAUUUGCUUUUUUGAUGCGUAUGCAUACGUAUUUUUUAAACGAAGUGAUGGCCUCUUUGUGUACGACCUUUCAUCCGAUAGUGAAUUAUGAAUAGAUAUAAAGAAAAAAAAAUUUCCGUUGUUAAGUGAAACUACUUACGAAUUCAUUUUAAUCUCCAAAAUAACAUUUCAUCCUGCUAUUUUUACACAUUUCAUUGCUGGAUAUGCGAAAAUACCUGCACGUAAAAGAUUAAGAUUGCUUUGAACGAAACUCAAUACAAGAUACUAACUAGCGAGCGAUAAGUUUGCGACAAUUUUUUUCGCUUAAGCUAAGCCGCUUAAUAUUAUUAUAUAAUAUUGAAAAUUGGUAUAUUAUGACAUUACGUACGAAAAGUGAUCAAAAUGCUUGAUAAUGUAAGAAUAAUAUAUUUUCGUCGACGUAAAUUUAUAGGAACGUGAGCCGAUCAAUGUUUUUACGACACAUUUAAUUAACUAAGCACCGGCAGACCAAAAUGGAACAAGCGCCUUUAAUAAGUGUUAAAAAACGAGCUAAUAGGCAUUAAAUGAUCAAAACGCCUAUAGCAUGAGAGGUCGUCGUAUACUCAUACCAUUACCCAAUACUGGGUCAAUGUAUCGUAAACGUAAUACAUAUUAUAUGCGCGGAAUUAUUUUUAUGGCGAUAUUGAUAUUUUUAUUUUUGAAAUUGCAGAUUUUUACCUUUUAUGAUAAUCAUGAUUCCGUAUUAAUGGAACCAACAAAUGAUUCAGUCGAUGCUAUUAUGUCUAUGGUGCCAUCGGUAUUACAUAAAUUUCUUACACCCAAAACUCGUAAUCAAACCUUGCUCUCUAACUUGCUACAUAACGGUUCUAAUUUAAUUGGUGCUCUUAAUUUUGUGGAUCUUUAUCAUCCGCCAAAUAUAACGGAAAUUAAUCGACAAAUUGCCAAAUACAAUGAUAUGCAAUUAGUUUUAAAUGAAUACACAUUUGGUCCGUUACAAAAUGAUUCUGUGAUAAUCGUAGUACAAGUUCACACUCGUAUUACAUACCUACGCCAUUUAAUUGUGAGUCUCGCUCAGGCUCAUGAUAUUUCAAGAGUUCUUCUAAUAUUUUCUCAUGACUAUUAUGACGAAGAUAUCAACGAUUUAGUGCAGACUAUAGAUUUUUGUAAGGUUAUGCAAAUAUUUUAUCCUUAUUCUAUACAAACGCAUCCAAAUGAAUUUCCUGGCAUCGAUCCCAAUGACUGUCCACGGGACAUUAAAAAAGAUCAUGCAAUUAUACGUAAGUGCAAUAAUGCCUUAUAUCCCGAUUUGUACGGACAUUAUCGUGAAGCAAAGUUCACUCAAACUAAACAUCAUUGGUGGUGGAAAGCAAAUCGUGUCUUCGAUCAAUUAGAGAUUACAAGAUACCAUACGGGUUUAGUGUUGUUUCUGGAAGAAGAUCAUUAUGUGGCCGAAGACUUUCUUUAUGUGUUGGAAAUGAUGUAUAAACGUACCAUAGACUUGUGUCUACAAUGCAACAUUUUAUCAUUAGGCACCUAUUUGAAAACUUUUAAUUAUUACACAUACAAUAGUAAGUCUAAGCAAAAGUCAUAUAGUAAUCCAUAUGCUUCUUCUUCGCUGACCUCUAUCAACAAUCUAUUAGGAUAUCAUAGGAAUAGAAAAUCACUGCAAUUAUCAUCACAACAAUCAUCAUCUAGCAACAAACAUUUUAAUAGAUAUUAUGAUAACAGCAAUAAUAAUAAUAACAAUAAUAAUAAUAAUAAUGAUAACAAACGUAAUAAUAAUAAUAACAACAACAAUGUGUAUGUGGGUGAUACAAACACCAUCAAUACGAAUACGAAUACACUCGGCACAUCAGCUCUCAUCAUCAAUAUCAGCACUACAAGUACCACCUCCACUACCACUACAACCACAGCAAAAAGCACUUCGAUUAAUAAAAACAAUAAUAUUAAUAAUAAUAAUAAUAAUAAUAAUAACAAUAAUAUUAAAAGUAAAAAUAACAAUAACAAUAAUAAUGGGGCACAGCAAACAUGGAGCUAUCAUGUACUGCCAUCAUUGUAUUCUAUCUAUCAGAAGGUGGAAGUAAUGCCGUGGAUAAGCAGUAAACAUAAUAUGGGAUUUGCUUUUAAUCGGACAACUUGGAAUAGUAUACGAAAAUGUGCCAAGCAUUUUUGCUCCUAUGACGAUUACAACUGGGACUGGUCGUUACAGCACGUGUCGCAGCAAUGUCUGCGACGAAAGUUACAUGCCAUGAUUGUUAAGGGACCACGAGUCUUUCACAUAGGAGAAUGUGGCGUACAUCAUAAAAAGAAAAAUUGCGAAUCGAACCAAGUGAUCUCAAAAGUUCAACAAGUAUUGCGUAUUGCUCGUAAAUCAGGUCAAAUGUUCCCUCGAACGCUAACACUUACCGUGGCAAGUCUAAUCAAGAAAACCAAAUUACGUAAGGGCAAUGGCGGUUGGGGUGACAAACGAGAUCAUGAACUUUGCAUGAACAUGACCUUACCAGUUAGAUGAAUUUCGAUAAGAAGCGAAUGUGGAAAACAAAAAAAUUAGGGAAGAAAAAUUAUUGAUUCACAAAAAUAAUUAUUUAUUUAAUAAUAUAAGGCAAGGUUUGAUCAAAAAGUAACGGAAAUUUUGAAAUUCAUGGUAUAAUAUUUAUUUUCUACAUUUCUAUUUCUACUGAUAAAGCUAGCGGUCAUCUAUGAACUGGUUUCCAAAUCAUUAGGAAGCUUAGCAGAUAAUUUGCCUAUGAACUGCCAGUUUGGUAAAUUUUAUUUCUCUUACCUUUAUUGAUAUAUGUUUCAUCAACCGAAUUAACGGCAAGUUUUCCGGGACCAACUUGAGAUAAAGAAUAGAAAUCGGCCCCGGGAAAAUUCAUGCUGCAACAUUGCAAUACGUUGCCGACUUGCUACAUUAGCCAGGCAGUCAUGUCAAAAAUAAUAGGACUAAUAGUCGACGUAUUAGAAAAAUUUCCAAAGCUUUUGUUACUAUUUUUACCAAAUCUCUAGCAAAACUUUAGUUAAAUUUUAAUGCACAAUUUCAAUCUCUAGUAAUAUUAUUGUAUUAUUACUAUUGCUAUUAUUAUUAUUGUUAUUUCAAUCUAUUUAUAAUGUCUUUCUUAAAUAAGUAAGCGAAUGAAGAAACAUUUUCUUAAAAGAAAAUUAAAAAAAAAAAAAACUAAGCUAAGCCUAGCAAACCAAAUACAACUAAGUUAUAAAAUAUU